AUGAGUCGCCAAACGACCAGAAAGCCAAGUCUGCAGAAAUCUCGCCGCUGCACGCCUGAGGUGAGGGCCUUGGGCAUCUCGUGCUUCUUAUUCAGCUUGAUCACGGUGAUCCAAGUCUUUGCCGCGCAUUUGGCCCACUCCCAAGCUCUAAUGAUGGAUUGCAUCUCCAUGGGCGUGGAUGCCUUCACCUACCUUGGAAACAUCCUGGUGGAAUGCCGAAAACGUGACGGUGGCCAACAUGUUUGUUCACAGCUCGUAGUCGUCGCGCUUUCCAUGGGUUUGCUUUGCUACUUCACGGCGCAGGCCAUGGCAGAGAGUUGGAAUACAGUUUUGGUCUGUGAGGGGAAGCUGCCCGAAGUGGAGGAAGAAGGGGUGAAUGGUUGGAUCACUCUGGGUUUUGCACUGGGUGGGGUCGCAUUUGACAUAGCGUGCCUUCUGGAGUUCUACAAGAGCAACAAGAAAACUGGUUGCGCCAAGAGUGUGAAUAUGUUCACCGCCUUCUUACAUGUCAGCGCUGACUUUCUUCGUUCGACUGCCACUUUGGUGAUGUCAUUGCUGAUCCUUUUCUGUGGUGUUGACUCCAACUGCAUUGAUGCCUACACUGGGCUCUUCAUUGGCUUCACGAUCUUUGCCGGUGCCUUCUUUGGAUUCUUCAAGUGGCUCAAGCUCGCGCUCAGCCUGUGUCGCCUGACCGAGUUCGCCUCCGGUCAAUAG
Durusdinium trenchii is the source of this 714-nucleotide messenger RNA. Lineage: Eukaryota; Dinophyceae; Suessiales; Symbiodiniaceae. The record is from the annotation of a GenBank genome assembly.